AUGGAUGAGAAACCGGCUGAUUCGAAAACGAAAGAAGAUUAUGUAUUUGGGAAGACACUGGGCGCUGGUACAUUCGGUGUCGUAAGACAGGCCAGGAAACUGUCGACGGAUGAAAACGUAGCAGUAAAGAUAUUACUGAAGAAAGCGCUGAAGGGGAAUGACGUGCAUUUGAAAAUGUUAUACGAUGAACUCGCCAUUCUACGGAAACUAGACCAUCCUAAUGUUGUGAAAUUCAAAGAUUGGUUCGAAACUGACGAGAAAUUCUUCAUUGUUACUCAGCUUGCUAUCGGGGGUGAACUAUUUGAUAGAAUCGUGACAAAGGGCAAAUUUACAGAGGUGGAUGCUGUAAGGAUCUUGGUUCAACUAUUAAAAGCGGUCGAGUAUAUUCACUCUAAAAAUAUAGUUCACAGAGAUAUCAAACCUGAGAACGUAUUGUAUAUUGACAAAUCAGACAAUUCACCCUUGGUACUUGCUGAUUUUGGGAUUGCCAGGGAAUUAAAUACAGGAGAUGAGCUUAUUUUCAAGGCCGCUGGCUCUUUAGGGUACGUAGCUCCCGAGGUAUUGACUACUGGCGGUCACGGUAAACCAUGCGACAUAUGGUCUAUUGGUGUCAUUACCUAUACGCUAUUAUGUGGGUAUUCUGCAUUUGCGGCGGAGACCGUAGAGGGGUUUCUAGAUGAAUGUGUUGCUCACGAUACACCUGUUGUGUUUCAUAAACCUUACUGGGCAAUGUUUCAGACGAUGCCUAAACAUUUUAUUCUGAGAGCAUUGGACUUGAAUCCAAAGUCGAGGCCAACAGCAUCGCAGCUGAUGGAAGAUCCAUGGAUUGUCAGUGAAGAAUUACUGACACACAACUUGCUGCCCAGUGUCAAAAAGAACUUCGACGUACGCAAGAAAUUCAAAGAGGCUGUUGAGAUUGUUAAACUAAACAAUAGAAUCAAGAAGUUGAGAGGAAUGUACUGUGGUGUGAACGAAACAGAUACAGAUAUCGAGGAAAAUAAUUCGAGAAGUAAUUUACAACUUGAUUUGUUAUCACACCGAAUGAAAACAUUAAAUGUUAAUAAUAAGAGGGAUAGAGAUUUGACAGACGAUGAGAAAAAGCUAAAGAGCAGUCUCACGCAAACUACUUUUGCCCAAUUAGUUAAAGCAGCCACUUCAAACAAAGAAAAAGUGUUGAACUAUGGUGAAAAUGAUAGUGAUAUUGACAGUUCUGAAACUAGAACAACUACCACAAACUCAUCAAGUGCCACGCCUUAA
Messenger RNA from Huiozyma naganishii CBS 8797, 1257 nucleotides. It is a transcript of the gene CMK1, whose product is annotated as calmodulin-dependent protein kinase CMK1. The transcript has a single exon. The record is from RefSeq and is a predicted model, not a curated record. Bases 1 to 1257 code for a protein of 418 amino acids. NCBI's taxonomy places the organism in Eukaryota, Fungi, Ascomycota, Saccharomycetes, Saccharomycetales, Saccharomycetaceae. Gene Ontology annotation, biological process: protein phosphorylation; cellular response to oxidative stress. Gene Ontology annotation, molecular function: ATP binding; calcium/calmodulin-dependent protein kinase activity.